This is a messenger RNA of Rhodamnia argentea, 2297 nucleotides long. RefSeq names its product putative pentatricopeptide repeat-containing protein At1g17630. The transcript has a single exon. Gene Ontology annotation, molecular function: RNA binding; protein binding. NCBI's taxonomy places the organism in Eukaryota, Viridiplantae, Streptophyta, Magnoliopsida, Myrtales, Myrtaceae. The record is from RefSeq and is a predicted model, not a curated record. The coding region runs from base 8 to 2191 and encodes 727 amino acids. Gene Ontology annotation, biological process: RNA modification.
UUCGUACAUGAAGCAAGGGCCAUUAUCGUGCUUCAUGCUUUCUUCUCCCCGCUUGAAACUCUUCUCCAGAGCUCGUCUCACGCUCGAAUUGGACUUCACCAGUCACCGCCUUUUCUCUUCUCUCUCUCACGAACGAACUCAACCCUGCUCGCAUUCAUCCUCCUCCACCCGCAAUGACCUCCUCGAUUUCUUCGAUCAUCUCCUUCAACAAUGCUAUUCGGCUGAACAACCAGGACGUAUCCAUGCAGGCAUCAUCGUUGCUGGCACUGCUGAUUCCGCGUUCUUGGCGGCUCGGCUGGUAUCGAUCUACGCCCGGUUCGGACUUCUUGACGGUGCCCGCAAAGUGUUUGAUAAAGCGCCCGUGGAGUGUAAGUCUAAUUUGCUUUUGUGGAACUCGAUCUUGAGAGCUUAUACCUCUAACGGGGGUCAUGAAGAAGCUUUGGAGCUAUAUGUUGAGAUGAGAAAACUCGGAGUUUUGGGUGAUGGGUUCACUUUUCCUUUGGUGACGAGAGGUUGUGCCGAAAUGGGUAGCUCAAUCUGGAGCAGGAAUGUUCAUUGUCACGUUUUGCAAAUGGGCUUGCAUAAUAAUUUGCACGUGGUGAACGGAUUGAUGGGUAUGUACGCAAAGCAUGGGCAAAUGGGCAUCGCGCUUCAGCUGUUUGAUAGAAUGGAUGCUAGGAGCUGUAUUUCAUGGAACACGAUGAUUUCGGGCUUUGCAUUGAAAUUCGACUGUGAUGGGGCUCUUGAGAUGUUUCGGCACAUGGAGUCUGAAGGGGUGGAGCCAAAUGUAGUUACAUGGACAUCAUUGUUGUCGAGUCAUGCCAGAAGUGGCCGCCAUGUUGAAACUGUGGAGUUAUUUGGUUCGAUGAGAAUGAGAGGAAUUGGUCCUGGUGCUGAAGCACUAGCUGUGGUUUUAUCUGUUUGUUCUAAUAUGGUUGCACUCCACAUGGUGAAAGCAAUUCACGGACUUGUUAUAAAAGUUGGUUUUGAAGCUUAUUUGAUUGUGAAUAAUUCAUUAGUACGUGCAUACGGGAAGCAAAGACAAUUAAAAGAUGCUAGUCAAUUGUUCUUUGUAAUGGAAUCCAAGAACAUAGUCAGUUGGAAUGCUCUAAUUACAUCGUAUGCAGAGUCUGGUUUAUGCGACGAGGCUUUUGAAAUAUUCUCCCAGCUCAAGAAAUCCGACGGUUGUUCAUUGGCAAGGCCCAAUGUAAUAAGUUGGAGCGCCAUCAUCGAUGCAUUUGCUUCUGCAGGGAGAGGGAGAGAGUCUUUGGAACUCUAUAGACAAAUGCAGCUUGCUAAAAUCGGGGGCAAUGCCAUAACAGUCUCUAGUGUAUUGUCAGUUUGUGUAGAGUUGUCGGCACUCAACCUGGGUCGGGAAGUCCACGGUCAUGUGGUUCGGGCAUUGAUGAAUCAUAACCUCUUGGUGGCAAACAGCUUGAUCACAAUGUAUAUGAGAUGUGGAUGCCUCAAUGAGGGGAGCCUGGUGUUCAAGAAACUUGAAGUGAAGGACUUAAUCUCUUGGAACUCGAUGAUUGCAGGGUGUGGAAUGCACGGUUUAGGUAAAGAUGCAUUGAGAUAUUUUGAUGGCAUGCUUGAAGCUGGAAUGGAGCCAGAUAAGGUCACUUUUGUUGCUGUUCUUUCUGCUUGUAGUCAUGCAGGGCUUCUUGUUGAGGGUCGUAAACUUUAUGAUCGAAUGACUAAAGAGUUUGGAAUUGAGCCACAGAUGGAACACUAUGCAUGUCUAGUUGAUCUGUUGAGCCGAUCUGGUUCCUUGCAGGAAGCUACAGAGGUAGUAAAAGCCAUGCCAUUGACGCCUAAUGCUUGUGUUUGGGGAGCUCUUCUUAGUGCUUGUAGGAUGUAUACAGACACAGAUUUUGCGGAGGCAACAGCCUCACACGUUUUCAGUCAGAAUUUGGAAACUACGGGAAGCUAUAUGCUUCUCUCCAACAUUUAUGCUGCAAAUGGCCAGUGGGAUGAUUCUGCAAGACUGCGGAUUUCUGCCAAGGAGAAGGGUUUGAAGAAAGUUCCAGGCCAGAGUUGGAUUGAGUUGAGUAAUAAGUUCCAUAUGUUUUCGUCUGGGAGGGCCUUGCAGUUGGGUAUGGAGAAUGUUUAUGGUGUCCUUGAAGAAUUGACACUUCAAAUGGAAACUGAAGACAUUAUACCUGCGAUAUUACUAAAGACAAGCAGCUGAGAAGAAUCAAUUAGUCUCUGUUCAUGGAAUUGCUAAUUUCUUCACCCAUAUGGCCAAUAGAUUAUUGUUAAUUCUCUGGAGUCACUGGAAGAUGAUAAAAAAGGUG